AUGCUUCGAUCAUCAGCGGAAUUGUUAUAUGAUAAAUUAAGCGGUAUUGCAUGUCUAUUUAAACCAGCUGAUAUGAAAACGCAACAUUUUUUUACUAUCGUACAAGAAAGAUUAGCAUCAGUUUUCAAUCAAAUGCCAUAUCGGGCACCGAUGAAUCGUGUUGAUAUUAUACGUGAUAGGCAAACAGGAAAAGAAAUGGUUGUUUCAUCUAUUGAUCUAUCAGAUACGGUACAAGCAUUGGGUCCACGUUAUCAACCAGAAGAUUUUGAUAUCCAAUCAAUUUUUCCAUUAGAACCUUUCUCAUCUGGAUUACAGAUUGUGAGUAUUAAUGAUGGAUCUAAACGUCUUGAUCAAAUUAAAGAUGGUCAACCGUUAAGGUGUUAUCAUAUUCAAGGCAAAUUGGGCGAAUCAACGAAUACACUCGAUGCCAAUGGAGUUAUUGUUGAAAAAAGCACUUUCAAACAUGUAACUCGAUCUAAAAUUGAACGCGUUUGUGCUCUAAUUCAAAGUAGUUUUCAAGCAUCGAUGUACAAAAUGUCAGGAAUAAGCCCAUUCACUCAAGCCGGCUUUGAAUUAGCUAAAGCUGGUUUAUGGAAACCACGUGAUCAUACUCUACCACCGAUAGUUUACGGUCUCAAACUACUUAAUUUUAAAGCACCCUGCUUUGAUAUUGAAAUGUAUGUAAUCAACGAACAUGAAAUUCAUUUAAAAGAAGUUAUUCUUGAUAUUGGCAUUCGUUUACGUACAAGUACACUUUCUGAAUCAAUACGUCGUUCCAGUAUCGGUCCAUUUAAUAUUCACCAUUCUCUAGUCAUCGAUGAAAUUACACCUGAAAAUCUAGUCAAUAAUAUAAAUACAAUCGAACAAAUAAUUGAAAAAUCAAAUUUAUUAGAUAAAACAGUUCUUGUCAAUAAAACCCAUAGAGAAGAAACAAAACUACUUGGAAAACAACCAGAUGAAAGUUCAGUCGAUCUUUAUACAACGAAACGACCUAUCAAUCAAGAAUCACAAGUAUACAGAAACAUGAAUAAAAAUAACGAUAUAAACAAAUGA
Rotaria socialis is the source of this 1053-nucleotide messenger RNA. The record is from the annotation of a GenBank genome assembly. Lineage: Eukaryota; Metazoa; Rotifera; Eurotatoria; Philodinida; Philodinidae.